GCGUCACCAUGUCCAACUCGCGCAACUACCUCGACCGCUGGACCCCGCCCGGCUUCCAGCUCCUGCUGUACGAUGGUAACCUGCGCGGCCUCGUCUUCUCGCAGGGCCGCUACUGGAUGCAGCACAGGAAAGUCGUGGGCAGCGUCUUCCGCUCGCCUGACUUCCUCAACCACUACGUCGAGACCGUCAUUGACAAGACCGCCUUCCUGAUCCACCGCCUGUGGCAACCCAAGGCCGGCACCGUGCUUAACGUCCACCAGGAGAUGCGCAUGCUCACGCUGGACAUCAUCGGCGCCGCCGCCUUCGGCACCGAGUUCGGCGCCAUGACGUCUACGGAUGGCACCCACGAGAUCGAGACUUGUCUCUCCAACAUCCUGCACGGCGUGCUGGACGUCAUCACCUCCCCGGUCCCGCUGUGGCGCGUCAUGCGCACGCCCGGCCGCGCCGCCAUCGAGAACGACCUCAACCGCCUGCAGCAGAUCGAGCUGCGUCUCAUCCAGAAGCGCCGCGAGGAGCUCCGCCGCGAGGGCACGCAGCCCGAGGACACCUCCAAGAAGGACUUGCUGGGACUGCUGCUCCGCGCAAGGGACUCGAGCCGCAGCGCCAACUUCAAGGACGAGGAUUUGAUGUGGGAUGUGCACGACGUCAUCUUCGCCGGACAUGAGACCACCGCCUCCGCGCUCGCCGCAGCCCUGUUCUUGAUCGCGGGCAAGCCUAGAGUCUUGCGCAACAUUCAGCAGGAGCUCGAGGAAGUGCUGCCGGAGGGCAGGACGCCGACGAUUGAGGAUAUUUCAAAGCUCAAGUAUUUGGACAUGGUGCUCAACGAGUCGCUCCGCCUCUAUCCGCCGACAGCUUUGAUCGGGCGGUGCGCAAAGGCAGAAGAUACGAUCGCCGGAUACGACAUCCCAGCCGGGGCCAACAUCCUCAUGUCGCCGUAUGUCAUGGGCCGGUUGGAGCAGCUGUGGGAUAACCCCGAAGAGUUUCGUCCGGAGCGGUUCUCGCCCGAGGAGGUAGCCAAGAGGCAUCCGAUGUCACACACCCCCUUCGGUGCCGGGCCGCGCGUUUGCCUCGGAGCACGCAUGGCCACCAUGGAAGCCAAGGUGGUGCUUGCGAUGAUCUUUCAAAAGUUUAGCUUUGAGCGCACGCAGGACAAGCUGGAAGUCGAUUACGACUCGACCGUCUCGUUCAAGAGCGGCAUGGACAUGGUCAUUCGACGUGUACCGUAGUGUAGAUCUCUCGUGACGUUGUACAGGUGUCCGAACGCGAGCUUUGUAUCCUUUCGCAAAGCGUCGUUCUGUAAGAUUAUUCAGUCGGUGAAAGGAUUGACGUUGCACACCGCUCAAGGCGCUGGCACACCAGGACUCGUAACUUGUCGACGAGCUCGCUCGUCUCCGGUCCGUGCGGGAGUUGGACUUUCCUCGGACACGCGUCGGUGACCUCGGGCUCCGCCACGCACAGGCUGCGAAUCGGGUGCAAGUAACGCCUUGCGUUUGUCAAGAAUGCCGAGCCGAAUGCACGGUACUCGGCCAAGCGGAUCGGCCUUUCCACGACGCGCACGCCAAGGUCGUCGCACGCCGCCAGCACGCAGUCCCUAAGGCUACCGGGGAGCACGCGGUCAGCCGGGGCGGUGUGGAGGUCACAAUUUUGAGUCAGCACAAACACGUUGCUGACAAGGCCCUCGAAUAAACUGUAACAACCAUUUUCAUCCU
This is a messenger RNA of Chondrus crispus (carragheen), 1709 nucleotides long. RefSeq names its product cytochrome P450 family 806A-CYP806A1. NCBI's taxonomy places the organism in Eukaryota, Rhodophyta, Florideophyceae, Gigartinales, Gigartinaceae. The record is from RefSeq and is a predicted model, not a curated record. Gene Ontology annotation, molecular function: iron ion binding; oxidoreductase activity, acting on paired donors, with incorporation or reduction of molecular oxygen; monooxygenase activity.